Camponotus floridanus (Florida carpenter ant) is the source of this 2847-nucleotide messenger RNA. It is a transcript of the gene CYLD, whose product is annotated as ubiquitin carboxyl-terminal hydrolase CYLD. Gene Ontology annotation, molecular function: cysteine-type deubiquitinase activity; K63-linked deubiquitinase activity. The record is from RefSeq and is a predicted model, not a curated record. Gene Ontology annotation, biological process: protein K63-linked deubiquitination. Lineage: Eukaryota; Metazoa; Arthropoda; Insecta; Hymenoptera; Formicidae. The coding region runs from base 376 to 2742 and encodes 788 amino acids. Gene Ontology annotation, cellular component: cytosol. The transcript is spliced from 11 exons.
CCAGUAGUAUCGAAAAGUGGAUGCCACGUAGUUUCGAGCGACUGUCAAAUAAAUGUAGAGGCGACACUUGAGAGACCGGGAUGGCCGCUCUCUGGAUGCUGGGAUCCAACUUUUCUGAAAUAUGCGCACGAGUGACAGUUCAACGAAGAGAUAAAUAAUUUGUCGGCGGGCAAUAAUCCGUGAAAAUAUGUAGUAAAAAGGAAUAUCUGUUUCUUAAAGUUUUAAAGGAAUGAAAUUCUAUCGUCGUGAAAUGAUAUGUCAAAUAAGAUUGUACGAGAAACAAGCAAAUACGUAGAGAGAGGUUGACAGACGAACUAAUAAGCCAACAAUAUUUCUUUCGUGUAGGAAAUGAUGAUCAUUUAACGCACUUUGACCAUGGAAGAUCGCGACAGUAACAAGGAACACCGGGUCCUGCAACAUUACAUUGCCAAGCAAGACACGGUACUGAUACGGCUAUUCGGUGCUUGCGUCGUUAAUGUUAACGAGCUGCGUGUGGGAAUGCUUGUAGAAGCACUGGAGGAUUUGAAGGAGAGCGUGUUGAAGAUUCGCGUCAUCGACACCAUCGGCGGAUCUAAAAUCUGGUGCGGUACAGAAUGGCGUUGCCACAAAUACGAUCUAAUUCCUGUAUCGCAAAAGAUCUGGCAGUAUCUCCUCACCGUUCAAUCCCCUCAGGAGAGAAUCCGAAUCGCGAAUGACGAAGCUCUGUGCGAGCGAAUAAGAAAUAUUUCUGUCAACGACAGGGUCUGGUACUGCCCCGAUUCUUCCAACAGGCGAGCUAAGGAGAUUGCAAUUGUCAGAUACAUAGGAUCUGUGAAGCAACUUGGAUUGGGACAUUAUUUUGGCCUUGAAUUAUUGGAAAGCCAAGAAGUAUUCAAAACAUCUGUAUUGGCCAAAGAGUAUUUUAUUUCUAUGCAUUCAAAUGCUAGUGUAAUAUUUGCUACUGUAAAUAAUAUAUAUCCAUAUAAAGUUGAAUCUGACACAAUUUCUGGCAACAUUGAAAAAACAUUCUUAAAAAAUAACACAGGAAUCGACUAUAUUAACGAUAAGAAAAGAUCUGUGCUUGAUAGUACACCAGCUGUUUUAUUAGAAAAAUUUACCUUGUUUGAUGACAAUAAGAACAACAAUCAGGAAUCUGUCAACAUAUUGAAAGAACGUCAUCAGGCCACAAAGUCAAAUCUUGAAAAUAACGUUAAUAAUUAUACUAAAAACAUCGAUCAUGCUCUUUUUAAAUGUGGUAAUACGCUGGAAAAGAACGAAAUCAAAAAAUUCAGGGUAGAGAAUAAGAAAGAUUUCAUGGUGGGUUCUACUGUAAAAGUACUUGUGGAUUCUGAUAUUUAUUAUGGAGUUAUCCGAUGGAUUGGCACACCAACUGGUGUAAGUCCUGGCAAAUUGAUGGCAGCAGUCGAACUGGAUGAUGGACAUCCUUUAGGUACUGAUGGAACUUAUAAAGAUGUCAGAUACUUUCACUGUAGACCUUAUAAAGCUAUAUUCACAGAUAUUGAGCAUUGUUCUCAUUACGAAGACACGAAACUUAACGAGCAACCGGCAUUUAUGAAUAACGAUAAUUUCGGUAACAUGGAGAGCUCUGUAAUCGCGGGCAUAGUACGACCUAUCUCCGUUAAGGGAGACUUGGAAAGCAUAUGCGGGAAAUAUCGUGGUAUUCAGGGUCAUCACAAUUCCUGCUAUUUAGACGCUACUCUCUUUAGCAUGUUCACAUUUACCAGUGUAUUCGACAAUCUCUUGUUUCGACCGCCGAAUGAAAAGGAUUGUCCACAGUACGAAGAAGUACAGAGAGUUUUGAGAGAGGAGAUCGUGAAUCCACUUAGAAAGAAUAUGUUUGUUAGAGCGGAUCGUGUAAUGAAACUUAGAACAUUGCUCGAAAAAUUAUCGUCGGUGUCCGGUCUUACUAGCGAAGAAAAAGAUCCGGAGGAAUUUUUAACGUCGCUAGUCGCCCAAAUUUUAAACGCCGAACCGUUUCUCAAGUUAAGCUCUGGACAGGAUGCGUAUCACUAUCAAUUGUUUGUCGAAAAAGACGAUCACUUAAAUUUGCCAACCGUGCAGCAAUUAUUGGAACAGAGCUUCCUUACCAGUAACAUUAGGUUGAAAGAGGUCCCUUCAUGUCUUAUUAUACAAAUGCCGCGUUUUGGAAAAUCAUUUAAAAUGUAUCAAAAGAUACAGCCUACAUUACUGCUCGACGUGACGGACAUUAUCGAAAACUCACCCAGACAAUGCACGGUGUGUGGUAAAUUGGCAGAAUUCGAGUGCAAGGAAUGUUAUGGACAAUGUGGCGUUGGUCUCGAAAGUAUAGCUUUCUGUCUGCAGUGUCUUGAAAAAGUACAUCGUCACGAACGAAGAACAAAUCACGAACCAAAGAAGCUUAUUGUUCCUAUGGAGUUUGCAAUUCUUCAAGAGCAUUGUCCCGUACCGCGUCUGUACUUGGAACUUUCCGCAGUGGUUUGCAUCGAAACCUCACAUUAUGUCUCGUUUGUAAAAUGUGGUCCCGGUUCUGAGGCGCCAUGGUGUUUCUUCGAUUCGAUGGCUGAUAGGAAGGGGGAGCAAAAUGGAUAUAAUAUACCGGAAAUGGUACCAUGCCCAGACUUCCCCUACUGGUUGAGCGAAGAGGGAGGAAAUUAUUUGACAGAAUUGACAGACGAUCGUCAUUUACCAGAACACGCGAAACGUUUGCUUUGCGACGCGUAUAUGUGCAUGUACCAAUCUCCUGAUGUUAUGAUGUACAAAUAGUUGUAAUCGAUUUUUAUUUUAGUUGAAAUAUUUUAUUAUUACUCGAGAAAAGUGCAAUGUUCCGUUUAUUGCUUUCUUUAAAAACUUUACAUAAACGAUUGUAAU